AUGAAACUCAUUCUUCUGUUUACAAUCUUCGUCUUCUUCUUCGCGUCUUCUAUCUACUCAGCCGAUACUUGCCAGGAUUACGGUACCUUUUGCGAAUCAUGGAAAAAGAAUGGUUUCUGUGAAAUGUGUUUCUACAAAUGUGAUGUUCGUGUCAAGUACUGUCCGAAAACCUGCGGAUUCUGUGAUCCAACCAAAUGUGUCGACUGCCCUCCUAGAGCUACAGAGCACUAA
Molecule: messenger RNA, 231 nt
Organism: Caenorhabditis remanei
Lineage: Eukaryota; Metazoa; Nematoda; Chromadorea; Rhabditida; Rhabditidae
Exons: 2
Coding region: 1-231 (76 amino acids)
Molecular function (GO): protein binding
Source: RefSeq, a predicted model, not a curated record